AUGGCUUUUCGAGUGAACCGUCUGGCCAGAGUCUCUUCGCUGCUGUGGAGAACGGAUACCCGUCAACUCAAAAGAUUCACCAACUGCGUCGUGGCCCAUCCGUUUGUCCCAUUACCCUUCACUGGCAGUCAACGAAGUAUGGUGGCCACAGUAGCUCGUCGUCGAAGCGCCCGAUUGGAGGCACUGAAUUCUUCAUCCAGUUCAGAUAAUGAAAAACCAAAACCAGCAAAGGCGAACAAGAAGCCAGCAAAGGCUCGAGCGAAGGUGUCUACCCAAAAGAACGAAAAGGAUUCUAGAGUCCCUGGUUCCAACAGGAGUGUAGAGAUGGUAGCUGCGGACACCAAGGCAGUGCCACCAGCCACUGAUGCAACAAGCAAUGUCAAACCCAAGUCAAAGGAAGCUGUGAUGCUCCCGAGAAGUCGAGAAAUGGCACUCAAGAAGAAAUACCCAGAAUUAAACUGGAUCAUGGGCAUUGACGAAGCAGGACGUGGUCCCUUGGCAGGACCAGUGGUGGCGGCGGCUGCCAUUGUACCCGACAACAUCAAGGGCAUCACCGAUAGUAAGAAAAUUACUUGUGAAAGUGCACGGGAAGAGUUAUACGAACAAAUUGUUAACAGCCCUGGAGUUAUUUGGGCAGUUGCUGUGGUGGACGCUGGGAGGAUUGAUGAAAUAAAUAUAUUGCAAGCAACAAUGCAAGCCAUGUCCAUGGCGGCAUCAGCACUGGUCAUGGACGGCCCAGAAGCAAGUAAUCGAUGGGAUCAGGCAGCAAUGCAACCAGUUUGUGUAUCUCGGAAAGGGUCUUAUGUCACUUGUGGCGGCACUAAGCCGGUGCAAAAGACAACAGCGAAUACGGAUUCGAGUGAAGAGCAUUGUAACUCAGCGGCCACCGCUCCUUACUAUGCCUUGAUUGAUGGAAACAGAGUGCCGAAAGAUCUCGUUUGUGAAUGUGAGCCAAUCGUUAAAGGUGAUUCCAAAGAGUACGCCAUUGCGGCAGCGUCUAUUCUUGCCAAGGUGUCGCGUGACCGUCUCAUGCAUGGCUAUGACAAACUGUAUCCAGCAUACAACCUUGCGCAACACAAGGGUUAUCCAACAAAGAAUCACAUGGCGGCCGUGCACAAGUUUGGGGCAUCCCCCAUACACAGACGCAGUUUCGCGCCUUUGAAGCAUAUGCAGUUCAAUGAAAAAGGUGAAGUUAUUCAUGAUAGCGAUAGCCAGUGA
Seminavis robusta is the source of this 1218-nucleotide messenger RNA. The record is from the annotation of a GenBank genome assembly. Lineage: Eukaryota; Bacillariophyta; Bacillariophyceae; Naviculales; Naviculaceae.